UGUUUUACAGAUGAAGACACUGGGCCUAACGAACGUGUAGCUUGACUGAAGCCCUACACACCUUUUGAGUAACUGGACUCCAGGGCUCGAGGCCUUGGUUACCACACCAGGAGCGCAGUGCCAGUUUAACCCACUCACUGUAGAGACAGUCUGCCAGAGAGCCACAAUGGACACAGCUAGCCAUAGCCUUGUCCUUCUACAGCAGCUGAACAUGCAGCGAGAAUUUGGUUUUCUGUGUGAUUGCACAGUUGCCAUUGGAGAUGUAUACUUCAAAGCCCACAGAGCAGUGCUUGCUGCUUUUUCUAACUAUUUCAAGAUGAUAUUUAUUCACCAAACAAGUGAAUGCAUAAAAAUACAACCAACUGACAUCCAACCCGACAUAUUCAGCUAUUUGUUGCACAUUAUGUACACGGGGAAAGGGCCAAAACAGAUUGUGGAUCACGGUCGUUUGGAGGAAGGGAUUCGAUUUCUUCACGCCGACUACCUUUCUCACAUUGCAACAGAAAUGAAUCAAGUGUUCUCACCAGAGACUGUGCAGUCCUCAAAUUUGUAUGGCAUUCAGAUCUCAACGACCCAAAAAACAGCUGUCAAACCAGGGCUGGAGGUCAAAGAAGCUCCUUCCAACAACGGUGGCAACAGAGCUGCUGUCCAGGGUGACCACCCCCAGUUGCAGCUCUCUCUCGCUAUUGGGCUGGAUGAUGGCACUGCAGAGCAGCAGAGGGCCCAUCCUGCCGCCCAGGCCUUGGAGGAGCAUCAGAAGCCCCCAGUGUCCAUCAAGCAGGAGAGAUGUGACCCAGAAUCUGUGAUCUCCCAGAGCCACGCCUCACCCUCAUCAGAGGGGACAGGUCCCACUUUCACUGAAAGCAGUAUCAAAGUACACUUAUGCCAUUACUGUGGGGAACGUUUUGAUUCCCGAGGUAACCUAAGGCAACAUCUCCAUACCCAUGUGUCUGGAUCCCUCCCGUUUGGUGUCCCUGCUUCCAUUCUGGAAAGCAAUGACCUUGGUGAAGUGCAUCCACUUAAUGAAAAUAGUGAGGCUCUUGAAUGCCGCAGGCUCAGCUCCUUCAUUGUCAAGGAGAACGAGCAGGAGCCUGACCACUCAAACCAGGGGGCCACAGAGCCCCUGCAGAUCAGUCAAGUGUCUUUGAUCUCCAAAGACACAGAGCCAGUAGAAUUAAACUGUAAUUUUUCUUUUUCAAGGAAAAGAAAAAUCAGCUGUUCCAUUUGUGGUCAUAAAUUUCUCCGAAAAAGCCAAUUGCUAGAACACAUGUAUACACACAAAGGUAAAUCGUACAGAUAUAACCGAUGCCAAAGGUUUGGCAAUGCGUUGGCCCAGAGGUUUCAGCCAUAUUGUGACAGCUGGUCUGAUGUCCCCUUGAAAAGUUCUCGCUUGUCACAAGAACAGUUAGAUUCAUCUUGUGCCUUAGAGUCAGAGCUCCCACAAGAAAAUGUGGACACUAUUCUUGUGGAGUAGCAGUUUCUCCUUCACGAUUUUUAUAUCCAUUCUGAAAAAGAAAAUUCAUAUGCAUUUUUAUUCAUAAAUUAUUUUCCUCCUCAACUUCUAUUAACUUUUUUCCUUACCAUUGAUCCACAGUUUUAAGGUUGUAUAUAUUAGGUCUUCUUAUUGUAAGAUACAUAUGACUAUUAAAAGGUAACCUUCAAGUAGAGUUACGAACAAUCAUAAAUCACAGUUCAGAAAUCAGAAGUCAAUAUAGGAACUAUGGAACUUUAGAGUUAAUAUUUAUAGAAUUUUUAAGUUGUAGAAUCAGUAAAAUUGAAUUGAAAAUGAAGUAAAUGAAAUAUUUUUUAAAGAAUAUUCUAGACUAUCAGUUUUGGCUAAUUUUUCACAUGAAUACGCCACUAUGAAGACUAUUUAAAAAUAUUUUUGGCCAUAUAGGAAGUUAAAGUUAUUUUACUGCAUAACUAUGUAUACAGAUUUUGGUUUUAAGGCAUAGCUAUAAUAAAUCAAAAGUAGCUUUAAAAUCACUUUUUACUUAUUAGCUCUGCAGCAUCUUACAUGGCUUUUAAAUUUUUUUUCACAGUGGGGCGCCUGGGUGGCUCAGUGGGUUGGGCCUCUGCCUUUGGCUUGGGUCAUGAUCCCAGAGCCCCACAUUGGGCUCUCUGCUCAGCGGGGAGCCUGCUUCCUCCUCUCUGCCUGCCUCUCUGACUACUUGUGAUCUGCCUGUCAAAUAAGUAAAUAAAAAUCUUAAAAAAACAAAAUUUUUUUACAUUGAACAUACCUCAUUUUUAAUAAAAAAUAUUCUAAUAAAAAGAGAGGAAGGCAGAGGAAUCAGACAUUAAAACAAAGUCCUACAGAGAGAAAUAGGAAGAUACAAAGAUCGAUAAAUGUAGAGACAGAUUCAGAUAGAUCUACACUGACUAACACCCAGUGUUGUUACCUUAAUCUAGAGCAUUCUUAUAGACCCUAAGAGUAAUUUGAGAUUUUUUUUAUGACCAGAAAUUUACAUCAGUGUUAAAGAGGAAAAUGAUAAAAUGUAAAUUACCUUUCUACUCUCAAUGUCCGAGGAUUUUCUAGGCUGCCCAAGUUGAUGUUAGUUUUCUACAUAUCACUUGAAAAAGUUGUUUUUUCAAUAACACAGUUUUCAUUUCCUAAUCCAUAAAACUAGCAGUAGAUACAGUCAAUGUCCUAGAGCUAUGUCUGAAAUCCAUGAUAGCUUUUCCUUUGUGAAUAAACUUAGCUCCCUUUUAUAGCAGUGAAACUUACAAAGCUAUAACAUCGGAAAAAUUAAAACUGAUGGACUAAACGA
Molecule: messenger RNA, 2768 nt
Organism: Mustela lutreola (European mink)
Lineage: Eukaryota; Metazoa; Chordata; Mammalia; Carnivora; Mustelidae
Gene: ZBTB25
Product: zinc finger and BTB domain containing 25
Exons: 3
Coding region: 167-1474 (435 amino acids)
Biological process (GO): regulation of transcription by RNA polymerase II
Cellular component (GO): nucleus
Molecular function (GO): DNA-binding transcription factor activity, RNA polymerase II-specific; RNA polymerase II cis-regulatory region sequence-specific DNA binding; protein binding
Source: RefSeq, a predicted model, not a curated record